AUGGCUCGAUAUCACUCUUUAGUUGGGAGAGGUAAAAUUCUUGACAGGAGAAAUGGCGGGGAAGCCGAUGCCGACGCUGCUGCUGAUGAUUCGCCUCAAGUGUUUAAGGAAGUCUACGGAAUUCUCACGUCAGCCAAUCCUAACAACAUUGGUGAUCCCCGCGCACAUCUGCAGAGUCUGGUCUGGCAUGACCCAAUACUAAUCAUCGAGGAAGAGGGCGGGAAGAACAAUAAACGUCUCCCCCCCUUCUCUCUCUCUCUCUCUCUCUCUCUCUCUCUCUCUCUCUCCCUUGUGUUCAUCAUACAAUUCUCUGUAACUAUGUACGCUGUUUAUGUUAUGUCUGUUAAACAACAGCAGCAGCGGAAAAUAAAAAAUAAAAACAAAUAUAGGGUGUACCCAUCGACCAAGGGGACGGUUGGAAACGGAAACAGGAACUUUUUGGGGGGUCGGGGGUGGCCGCGGAUACGAAUUGAAGAUUUCAUAAUUUACUGA
Acanthosepion pharaonis is the source of this 492-nucleotide messenger RNA. NCBI's taxonomy places the organism in Eukaryota, Metazoa, Mollusca, Cephalopoda, Sepiida, Sepiidae. The record is from the annotation of a GenBank genome assembly.